This is a messenger RNA of Abrus precatorius (Indian licorice), 2444 nucleotides long. RefSeq names its product glycine cleavage system H protein, mitochondrial. Gene Ontology annotation, biological process: protein lipoylation; glycine decarboxylation via glycine cleavage system. Gene Ontology annotation, cellular component: cytoplasm; mitochondrion; glycine cleavage complex. Lineage: Eukaryota; Viridiplantae; Streptophyta; Magnoliopsida; Fabales; Fabaceae. The record is from RefSeq and is a predicted model, not a curated record. The transcript is spliced from 3 exons. The coding region runs from base 130 to 639 and encodes 169 amino acids.
CAUUCAUCCAAGAUAAACUUUGGAAUAACAUAAAUGAAAAACUCCUCCUCAUUGUUUCACUGAUAUAUUGUCUCUACAACACAACCAACACAGAGAAGAAGAAUAGAGUAACACACCUCAAACAUCAUAAUGGCACUCAGGAUGUGGGCUUCUUCAACUGCCAAUGCACUCAAACUCUCUUCUGCCUUCAGACCUCAUCUUUCUCCUCCUUUCUCUUUCUCCAGAGCCUUAUCUUCCGUCUUGGAUGGACUUAAGUACGCAGAUUCACACGAAUGGGUUAAGCAUGAAGGCUCAGUGGCCACCAUUGGUAUCACUGAUCAUGCCCAGGACCAUCUUGGAGAGGUUGUGUAUGUUGAACUGCCAGAAAAAGGUGGCAACGUUACCAAGAAGAGUGGCUUCGGAUCAGUUGAAAGUGUUAAAGCAUCGAGUGAUAUUAACUCUCCAAUCUCGGGGGAGAUUAUUGAGGUUAACAAAACACUCACAGAUAAGCCUGGCCUGGUAAUCAAUUCUAACCAUUAUACCAGUAUCUUUCUACUUGAUCUAAGAAGGAUUGUCUUCCAAAAUUUAAAAGAAAAGGCCUGCACGACGUUACUUGUUACAUAUAUAAACACAUGGCUGCAGUGGCUGAGCUUACACUGAGGGAGUAAAAAUAAUUAAUAUAAUAAAUAUGUCAUGCACACAUAACUUAUCUGUAAGUAAGAAAUUUAUUUAUUCAUUUUUUAUGACUUAUAAUUUUGUUAUUUGAUGUUUGAACUUUAUCUACUUGAUAUAAUAAAUAUGUCAUGCACACAUAACUUAUCUGUAAGUAAGAAAUUUAUUUAUUCAUUUUUUAUGACUUAUAAUUUUGUUAUUUGAUGUUUGAACUUUAUCUACUUGAUAUUAAAAAUUAGAAAAAAAUUAUUUUAGACUAAAAAGUUUAGUUUCUUAAUUAUUGAAGGAUGUGCAAAAAAUAUAUAUUUAGUGAAAUUUUUACUUUUGUGGGGGGAGAGUCAUAGCUCCUCCCCUCUUCAAUGCUCCUCUCCUGCAUGGCUGAUUGUUUUGACAUUGAAUUGAAAUAUGCUGUAAAUUGCCUUGUCUUUUAAUCAGCAAUUUAUACAUGGUCAUGUCUAUUUUUCUACUUUUCUCACUUCAAGGUAAACUCAAGCCCAUACGAAGAUGGAUGGAUGAUCAAAGUAAAGCCAAGUGAUCCAUCUGAAUUAAAUUCGUUGAUGGGCCCAAAGGAGUACACAAAAUUUUGUGAGGAAGAAGAUGCUAAGCAUUAAAGUUUGAAUUCCCUCAUGCAGUUAUUCUUCAUAUGUUCAUGAUCAUAACUUCUCAAGAGUUUCUUAAUAUGCAAUGGAACUGCUUCUUUCCAUUUUUCUUCCCCUGCUAUUGUGAUUGACACUUCAGUGUGUCUACUUCAUCGUGUAAUUAAGCAGCUAUUUUCCCUUGAAUUUUUAUGCAUAAUUAUUUUCACUUGAGGAGUGCUAGCAGUGGUUGAAAAUUGGCAAUUCGUUUUCAAUUGCAGGAAGUAGCUGUUAAAACUCACAACUUAAAAUGUAGUUAACAUAAAUGCAUAAUAUGAAAGAACAUAGCUCAUAAAUAUUUUGCUUUAAGCAAGCUUAAAAAAUUUUAACCUCUCUAUAAUCUACACAAGCUCUGGCCGCAUGCUUCUGCUUGAAGCCUUUUACUUAGACUAUGAAUUGUUGUGUGCUUUGACAGUGUUCCACUAAAAAUGUGAUACCUGAUAUGCUUAACUACGCAGCCUGUUAAAUUAAAUUCAAAAUACUGUAUGAUAAAUAAGUAAAAAUUUAGCUGCUGAGUUAGCAUGGUUUUAAUGGAUACACAAAUUGUAGUAAUUCACUUAUAAAUGCCACUUAACCUUUUGAGAUUUAUUUUUAUUUUAAAGUCUUUAUAAGCGAUAAUUUCUUAAUUAAUCACGUCAUUAUUUAACUAUUACUAAAAAUAAAAGUGUUCAAUUAAAAAACAAGGAAUUAAAAUAAUUUAUUCUAAAUAAAUUAAAAUAAUAAUAUAAAAAAGUAUAAAAAUAAAAACAUAUUUAAGUCAAAAACUAACAUAAGAGUAAAAACAGUAAACUCAAGAGUCGUAUAAUUUUAGGGGAGUGGAGUAUAUUCAUUUCUUGGACUUCACUGCAUAUUUCUCUAUCUUGAUGUAUCAGUCAAAGUUUUUUAUUUUUUUUCUCCUUUGAUUCAGUAAAUUUAUGAUUUCUUUCUUCCUUAAAUAAGGUUUACGCUUUGAGAUGGAUUACGAUUUGUUGAGCUGACUUUAAGCCUCCAAGAAAAGUGAGGAUGCAAAGACUUGAGAGAAAUAAGCAAAAUCAUAGGAAUAAUUGAGGUAGGUCGGGCAAGAGGCGUUUUUUCUUUUCAAGUUUCAUAAAUUGGUUUCUUGAUAGCAAUUUAUUUGAAUAAUAAACCAGUGUGGGCAAACUCUUAGCUAAUCAAAAU